Messenger RNA from Bombina bombina (fire-bellied toad), 4929 nucleotides. RefSeq names its product WRN helicase interacting protein 1 (gene WRNIP1). The record is from RefSeq and is a predicted model, not a curated record. Gene Ontology annotation, cellular component: nucleus. The coding region runs from base 629 to 2371 and encodes 580 amino acids. Gene Ontology annotation, biological process: DNA-templated DNA replication; regulation of DNA repair; DNA repair. Lineage: Eukaryota; Metazoa; Chordata; Amphibia; Anura; Bombinatoridae. Gene Ontology annotation, molecular function: DNA binding; enzyme activator activity; ATP hydrolysis activity. The transcript has 7 exons.
GCGCCACCUCUUGUGUAGCGGGAAUAUACUUUUCCAGUGGUUUUAUUUUUUACUCUGGGCUGGAGAUACAUUAUAGGCUACGGUACUACAAGCAACAGUAAGACAUAAGAACCAGUGGCACGCACCCCAGUCCUGCACAGCUUUCCUCUCCCUCUGUACCGUAAAUACAAUCGUAUGGGUGUGUGAACGUGUUAGUUUGUAGUGAAGUCACUAUUCCGCCAACCGCUAGAGUUACUUUUUGCACUGCCUGUCAUCUUUAUAGUACGUCACUUAUAGCUAGUUGGUUACAGUCCGUCCUGUUGUUUGCAUCUGAUCACCUUAAAAGCACGAAUUACAGUGUAAACAUAUUAUUUAUUAUGCACUAAGCUAUAACUUUUGUGGUUAUUGAUUCUAAAGUCUGUCCAGGAACCAGAUUCUUUUAACAUUCUAGGGGAUUAGCAACCUGUAAUAAUAGGACACCGUCAUAUAGUAACAUUUUUUUCUGUAUAUAUAGCGUGUGUUGGCAUAUUUUAAUCUUUUAUUCAUUGAUAAUUUAAUUAGACAUUUUUCCUUAUCUUUAACGGAAGCUUGUGUUGUCUAAUUCUGGAGGUUUUUGUUCAGGUGUCUGUGUCAGUGUGUCUCAGGUAUUAUGAUGGAGCCUGCAGCUGAAAUGCUGGAUGUUUUAGAGGGUGAAAGUUCAGACAGUAGUGUGCAGUGCCCAGUAUGUGGCAUAGAAAUGCCAGGUGCACAAAUAAACUCUCACUUGGAUACUUGUCUGCAAUUGAAACCCAGUGACAGCAUAACUGGUAAGAAAAGACGUCUGUCCUCUCAUGAUGAUACAGGUGCAGAAAAUGCUCAACUUGGGAAGCAUCAGAAAUUAGCAGCACCAAGUUUUCCUCUCUUCGAAAAGCAUAAACCUACAGAUUGGUCAGUGGAAGAGGGCUCAUCGUCCUUUAACACCACCGCCACUACAUUCCCGACAUUUACCUCAUCACCAAACAGAAUGAAUACAACUGGCAAAAAGCAAGUCUGUAAAAAACCAUGUCUGGAUCAUCUACAAACUGGUACCCACCAUGAAAAGCAAAAAGAGAACAGUCUGGCAGAAAAAUUGGAUGGCAAACCAUUGGCAGAUAAGAUGAGGCCCUGCACUCUGCAGGAUUAUUUUGGUCAGAACAAAGUGCUGGGAGAGGACACCAUGCUCCGGACACUGCUGCAAGCCAAUGACAUCCCUUCAAUUAUACUCUGGGGUCCUCCUGGCUGUGGCAAGACCACAUUAGCUCACAUUAUUGCCAAGAAUACCAAUAAAAACAACACUAGGUUUGUGAACUUGUCUGCAACAAGUGCCUCCACAAAUGAUGUUCGAGAGGUCAUAAAGCAGGCACAAAAUGAACUCAAGCUUUUCAAACGAAAAACCAUACUUUUUGUGGAUGAGAUUCAUCGUUUCAACAAAAGCCAACAGGACACCUUCUUGCCUCACGUGGAGUGUGGCACAGUCACUCUUAUUGGGGCUACAACAGAGAACCCCUCUUUUCAAGUGAACACUGCCCUGCUGAGCCGUUGUAGGGUUAUUGUCCUGGAGAAGCUGAGUGUUGAAGCUAUGGAGACGAUUUUGAUGAGAGCUGUAGACUCUUUGGGGCUCAAAGUCCUACAAGAUGAUGAGCAGCCAGACUGCAGCAGUGAUGCACCAGAGCCUCCGGUGUAUCUGGAGAAAAAAGCUUUAACUACACUAGCCCACCUCUGUGAUGGUGAUGCCAGAACUGGGCUGAAUGGCUUGCAGCUGUCUAUACAGGCCAUGGUAGCUUCAGGAAAAUAUACACAGAAAGACGCUAUGGUUAUUAAAGAGGAGCAAAUCAAGGAAGGAUUACAGCGCUCUCACAUUCUAUAUGACCGAGCUGGGGAAGAGCACUACAAUUGUAUAUCUGCCCUUCAUAAAUCAAUGCGAGGCUCUGAUCAAAAUGCUUCUCUCUAUUGGCUUGGAAGAAUGCUAGAGGGUGGAGAAAACCCAUUGUAUGUGGCACGGAGGUUGGUACGAUUUGCAAGUGAGGAUAUUGGUCUGGCUGAUCCACUGGCACUCCCACAGGCAGUAUCUGCUUACCAAGCCUGUCAUUUUAUCGGAAUGCCUGAAUGCGAUGUGAUAUUAGCUCAGUGCGUAAUGUAUUUGGCCCAGGCUCCUAAAUCUAUUUCAGUGUACAGUGCCUAUAACAAGGUGAAAGACUGCUUAAGGAACUACAAGGGACCACAUCCACCUGUGCCCCUGCACUUGAGAAAUGCACCAACAAAGCUGAUGAAGAACUUAGGUUAUGGGAAAGGCUAUAAAUAUAAUCCAAAAUUCCAGGAACCUAUAGAGCAGGAUUACCUGCCUCUAGAGCUGAAAGGAACACGGUUUGUUUAAUUCACCUUAUUACCACAGGACUUCUUGGGUUUUUUCCUGAACAUAAUUAGGAUUUAACUUAAUAUGUUGCAGUUGUCACUGAUUUUUUGAGUGACAAACUUCAUUGUAAAGAAGUCCUUUGUAUGUGCCUGGAAUCAUACAAUGGCAAUUCUUCAUUUGGACUCGCAAGUUGCACUAUAAAUGUAUUUUCAAAACAUAACUGCUUAUUAUUAUUUCUUUCAGAAAUCCUCACCUCCUUCUCAUUAUGAAAUAGAUAUUUUAUUUUGACUGCAUUAUCAUUGCCGUUUCUAAAGAUUAGAUCAUUAUUUUUUUUCUUCUGGAUUAAAAAGAAAUCCUUCUGCAGUUUCCACUUAAAUUCAGAUGUCUGACAUUGAUGGUGUUAGAAUAUCUAAGAUAAAUAAUUGGAAUUGGGUUUUUUAAAUGUAUUUAAUAAGCCCGUAAGCUUUCUAAUAAAUAUAUAUAAAUAAAUAUAUAUAUAUAUAUUUAUAAAUGCUGCAGGAUAAAAAAUACAACUAAAAAUAAAAAGACGUGUACCUAGUUAUGAAGAAAUAGCAAGUGGGAGAAAUCCGACAGAUUAAAAUUAAAUAUAUAAAAACGUAGCCAUCAAUGCAUGUGUAAUUUUGAUAAUAUAGAACUAAUAGUUUCUUUUAUUUGCGUUAAAGGGAAAGUCUACUUUAAUUUUUUUAUUGUUUAAAAAUAUAGAUAAUCCAUUUAUUACCCAUUCCUCAGUUUUACAUAACCAACACUGUUAUAUGAAUAAAUGUUUUACCUCUGUGAUUACCCUGUAUCUAAGCCUCUGCUGACUGUCCCCUUAUCUCAGUGCUUUUGACAGACUUGUAUUUUAACCAAUCAGUGCUGACUCAUAAAUAACUCCACGGGAGUGAGCACAAUAGUAUCUAUAUGAUGACAUACAUGAACUAGUAGUGUCUAACUGUGAAAAACUGUUAAGAUGCAUUGAGAUUAGAGGCGGCCUUCAGCGGCUUAAAAAUCAGUUUAUGAGCCUACCUAGGUUUAGAUUUAAACAAAGAAUACCAAUAGAAUAAGCAAAUUUGAUGAUAAAAGUAAACUGGAAAGAUGUUUAAAAUUGCAUGCCCUAUCUGAAUCAUGAAAAUUUAAUUUUGACUUGACUGUCCCUUUAACAGUUUUCAAUUAACUUCUAUUAUCAAAUCUGCUUCAUUCCCAUGGUAUUCUUUGUUGACAAGAUACCUCGGUAGGUGUCUGAAGCACAACAAGGCAGGAAAUAGUGCUGCCAUCUAGUGCUCUGGCUAAUGUAUAACAUUCUUGCAAAACGGCUGCCAUAUAGUGGUCCAGACACGUGCAUGCUCCUGAGCAUCCAGCCCUGCUUUUAAACAAAAGAUACCAAGGAACAAAGAAAAUUUGAUAUUAGAAGUAAAUUAGAGUUGUUUAAAAUUAAAGUAAGUUAAAGUUGUUUAAAAUUGUAUGCUAUAUCUGAAUCAUGAACGUAAGAAAACAAUCAGUUUUAUAUCCCUUUAACACGUUUUUAUAAAUUCACCAGUAUUCUUGAUAGCAAUCUUUAGUGCCUUCUUGAAAGCUCUCCUCUCCAGAUAUCUAAAAUGGUCCAUUGGUACUAAGGAAGCCUCCAUGAGAUUUGACAUUUUUUUCCUUUAUAAUCUUACAUUGGAAAUUCUCGUCUAGCAGUUAGAUCAGCCAGAAGAGUAGCAGAGCUACGCUGAAACUCCAUUAUAAUAAAAACUAUAUUAAGUGAGUACAUGCAGAAGGGUAAGAGUUGUUUAUAACAUUUUAAUCAUCUGUUUAGUUUUUAAAAUUCCAAAUUUAGAGCAGAAAUUCUUGCUUUUUUAUUUUUUGCUAUGCGGAAAUUAUAAUAAAACAGUUAUUGCGUUACAAAAGGUAAAGGACCACUAAAUGUAGUAGAAUUGCAUAAUUAACAAGUGCAUAAUAAAAAGACAAUGCAAUAACACAAUCUCAGUUUCAAAUAAGCAGUAGAUAUUUUUACGACAAAUGUAUUUUUUCUCCCAUUUUCUGGACCCCUGUAUCAUGUGACAGACAUCAGCCAAUUACAGACUAGUAUACCUAUACCCUGUGUGCUUGCACACAUGCUCAGUAGGAGCUUGUUCCCUAGAAAGUGUGAACAUAAAAAAACGUUCUUUUAAGAAUCGUCAUCUGUCAAUCAAUUUGACAAAAUGCCAGGCGGGAGAGAUGCGCUUAUCAUCGGAGCGCUCAAAAGGUAAAGAUUUUAAAAAAAUAAUGAAAUAUAAAAAAAAGUUUAUCCAAUGCCGUGGGGCAGUUGCGUGAAAUUGACCUUCACUUUAAGCUCUCACCUUAUGCUACAGAUUCUUAACGUCAGCACUUGAUAAAAUGUUUUGAGCUCUGAGUUUGCAGUUUUGUUCUUGCUGUUUUGUAGACACAGCUUUGUGCGAUGUACACAUCUCCCCAUUUGCUAUAUUACAUGCUAAUUUAUUAGUGAGUUUUGGUUAUUUUAAAUGCUGGUAUCUUUUACUAUACAUCUGCUUGUGUUUCUUUAACUUUUUUAGCAGCAAAAUAAAAAGCAGAAAAUAAAUCGGCAAAUAAAAAAAAAA